UUUACAUAUAUGUCAUGCGUUUGUGUUUUUCAUUGAUGUGUGUAUGCGUUUUUUGUUCUGUGGAGCACGUGUGUAGAUCUUUUUCAAAGGGGGGAGGGGUCUGCCCACAUGGUGAUUAAUUAUUCAUAAGGUGGGCGGGGAUAAGUCAAAGUAGGAGGUGGCAGACGGGGGAAUCUGUGUUUGCUGUGCGUGAGGGAGGCAGAAAGAGAGAGGGAACAUCAGAGACAGUUAGUAAGGGCUUGAGGUAAGGAUGCACAGAGGCAUAACAGCCCCCAGAAGACACGUCAUUAAGGAACUACACGCAUGCUUUGCUUCUUGAUGGCACAGGCUGUAAGCCACAGUGACCUACUCCUCUAGUCAAAGGAUUUUAAAGCAAGCAAACAACCAGCACAAAUAAAUGAGGAAUCUACUCUAAUAGAGAUGACAGGCCAGCUCACUCUUACCAGUUACGGAGACCUUCUUGCCUAAGAGCAAGCGGGCAUCUCUAGAGACUAUAUUCACACCCUUCACACAAUCCACCAAUCCCUCCUUAUGAUAAGCAGGAACGAAGGAGGAGAAAAACACAGGGAGGAGCAGGGAACCCGUGUCCCAGGAGGUGGGAUGGCACAGCUACAACCAUUAAGAGAUCCAGAAUGUAUUUAAUCACCAAGACCAUCAGAGCAUCAUGACCCAGCUCUUCUCCUUGCCGCAAGGAUCCCCCUCAUCCCACCUUCAGUAGAGUAGGUCUUAGACGUCUCUGCCAUCAUCAACCUUGAAAUUGGCCAAAUUUCCAACCAUUUUGUGUCAUACAGCGCAUCUAAAAGUGUGCAAGUAAAUCAGUAGGGACCUGGGACGGGAGGGGUCAGCCAAUUGGAGGAGAGAGAUGUGGACGCAGGAGCGGUGGGCGGCACUGGCAGUGUUGUCAAUAAUCUUGCUGCUGUUAAAGGUGGCGGCUCCAAUCGAAGUCCCACUGGACCCAAAGAUCCAGCAAGAGCUCAAACAGCCCCCCACCAUUGUGAAGCAGUCACUAAAGGACUACAUUGUGGACCCCAGAGAUAACAUCAUCAUUGAAUGUGAGGCCAAGGGGACUCCAGUGCCAACGUUUCAGUGGCGGAGGAAUGGGAAGUUCUUUAACGUGGGGAAGGACCCGCGGGUGACCAUGCGGAGUCGUUCCGGAACACUGGAGAUCAGAAGCAGCGGGAAACCGGAAGAUUAUGAAGGAGAGUACCAGUGCUUCGCCUCCAAUGACUUUGGCACGGCGAUUUCCAACAAAAUCCUACUACGAGUGUCAAAGUCUCCGCUGUGGCCGAAGGAGGUUCUGGAGCCAGUGGUUGUGCGUGAGGGGGAAUCACUCGUCCUGCCCUGCAACCCUCCUCCUGGUCUCCCCCCUCCUGAAACCUUCUGGAUGGACAGCUCCAUUAUGCCCAUAAUACAGGACAAGAGGGUGUCAAUGGGUUUGAAAGGUGACUUGUUCUUCUCCAAUGUUCUGGCUAGAGAUGCCAACACUGACUACAGCUGCAAUGCUCGCUUCGAGUUCACACACACCAUUCAACAGAAGAACCCCUUCACCCUUAAAGUGCUAACAAAGGAACCUUAUAAUGACACGUUUCUCAACUCCACUGAUCUGUAUGGUGCACGUAAUGUACCAGAAACCCAGCCCACCUUUCUGUCUCCAAAGGGCUUGUCCAGCUCCAAGAUAGUGCUUCGAGGGGAACAGCUUCUGCUGGAGUGUAUAGCAGCUGGAGUCCCAUCUCCUAACAUUGAUUGGAUUAAAAAAGGAGCAGACCUCCCAUCGAAAAAAGUCAAGAUUGAGAACUUCGGUAAAACUUUACGCCUCCUCAAUGUGUCUGAGGAGGACUCUGGUGACUACGUCUGCAUGGCCAGCAACAAAAUAGGCAGCAUUCGCCAUUCCAUUGAAGUCCAGGUCAAAGCUGCUCCCUAUUGGCUAGAUAAGCCCACCAAUCUGGUGCUUGCCCCUGAUGAGAAUGGACGAUUAGUGUGUCGUGCCAGAGGGAACCCUAAACCCACUAUCCAAUGGCUUGUGAAUGGGGAACCUAUUGAAAGUUCACUGCCAAACCCAAACCGGCAAGUUCUUGGUGACACAAUCCUGUUCCAUUCAGUCCAGAUCGGCAGCAGCGCAGUUCACCAAUGUAACGCCUCAAAUGAACAUGGUUAUCUAUUGGCCAAUGCGUUUGUAAACAUCCUGGACAUGGCACCACGGAUGCUAGGUCCAAAGAACCAGCUGAUCAAAGUCAUUGAAAACAACAGGACCUUCCUUGACUGCCCUUUCUUUGGCUCACCGUUCCCUUUACUGCGCUGGUUCAAGAAUGGCCUAGGGAGUGGUCUGGAUGGUGGUCAGUACAAGUUGUACCACAACGGUACUUUGGAGAUUAAACAAGCCCGGCCAGAAGACCAAGGCACCUACACUUGUGUUGCCAGUAACAUUCUGGGCAAGAUGGAGAAUCAGGUGCGCCUGGAGGUUAAAGAGCCCACAAGAAUAGUGCGGGCACCUGAACAUGUCACACAGGCCAAAGGAACCACGGUUCGCUUUGAUUGUCGAGUUAAACAUGAUCCUUCCCUUCCUGCUACGGUCACAUGGCUAAAAGAUGACAAGCCUCUAAGCUUUAACUGGAUUGGCCGGUUCAGAAAGGAUGAUGAGACCUUAACUAUUUACAAUGUCAAUCCAGAAGAUGCAGGAACCUACACAUGCACUGCCAAAACUGAGAUAGAUGAGAACUCUGCCUCAGCUCGCCUUACAGUUACAGAGGAUGACAUCUCGUCUGCCUCAAAUCGUAGUGCCUUUGCAGGUCGACCCGACCCCCCUCAGGAUCUUGAGCUCUCGGACCCUUCAGCACGUAGUGUUAGACUCACCUGGGUGCCUGGGAAUGAAAACAACAGUCCUGUUACACAUUUCCUUGUCCAGUUUGAAGAGGACAGGUGGGAGCCUGGGAAGUGGCAAAACCUGUCUAUAUUUGAUGGCAACCUAAACUCAGUUAACCUGCAACUGUCACCCUUUGUCAACUACCAGUUCAGAGUGAUUGCAAUCAAUGCUGUGGGCCAGAGUCAACCCAGCCUUCCCUCUGCCCGCUAUCAGACCAGCGGAGCCUCUCCUGAUGUUGUGCCGAGUGGUCUUAAAGGCUGGGGAAGCAAGAAGAACAACAUGGAGAUCACAUGGCAGGCACUUAAGAACACAGAAAGGAAUGGGCCAAACCUGCGAUACAUGGUCUCAUGGAGAAGGAAGGACACUGAGGAAGAGUGGAAUAACACAACCACAACCAGAACGAAGCACAUUAUUCAUAAUACAGACACCUAUGUCCCGUAUGAGAUCAAAAUAAAGGCCAUCAAUGAUUUUGGACACAGCCCUGAGUCAAACAUAGUCAUUGGUUAUUCUGGGGAAGACAAACCAUCCGCUGCACCAACAGAACUCAGGGUGUCGAAGAUCAACAGCACCAAAGUAAAUGUACACUGGGUGCCUGUGGACCCCAGCACUGUGAACGGAGAGUUUAAAGAGUACAAGUUGUACUACUGGCGGGAGGCCAGCCUCAUUAAGGGCCUGAAAGUGAACAAGACAAAGUUGCAUAAAGGCUUCUUCACCAUGGCAGAACAGCCCUCUGGCAUCCUGACAGAGCUUUUUCCGUAUAGCAAAUACAAGAUGUACAUGGUGGUGGCUAAUAGAGAAUAUGAGGGACCACAAAGCAACACUGUGGAGUUCUACACCAAGGAGGGAGAGCCAGGGGCUCCAAAGUACUUUAGGAUUCAGAGGCACACAGACGUGGUUCACCUGAAGUGGGACAAGCCCCUAGAGCCAAACGGUGUCCUGAUAGGAUACACACUUCAAUACCACACAGUGAACGGGACACAGGCGGGAGAGAGGAAGGUCCAGAGUUUUCCAGCCAACGUGACAGAGUACAUCAUGAAUCUGCCUAACCGCUUCACACGGUUCAAGUUCUACCUUGCAGCUCGCACACAGGUCGGAGCAGGAGAAGUGUACGCCGUGGAGUCACCACAUUUCACUAAUGAAGGCACCCCAGAUACUGACUCUACAGUUGUAGCCGUUAACUUUACGGAUGCCUUGAUGUUCGAAACUCCUCCUCCUCCCCCUCCCCUCUCCACUGACCCAAUCCCAACAAUACUUACCCCAGAACCAGCCACACCAGCCCCUACAACGGCUGCUCCGCCCAAACCUACUACUACCACUACUACCACAACUACUACAACUACUACCACCACUACUACAACAGCUUCCACCACGGUUCUUCCUGUUCGGCCCAUGUCUCCUAAAACAGUGGAUUGGAAAAUGCUGGCCCCGAAUGUAAAGAUCUGGAAUCUGACCGUGGAUGCUAACAAUGACUAUGCUAACGUCAGCUGGAAGCACAACUUCUCCGUUGACAGCAGCGAGUUUGUGCUAGAGUUCACACUGGACAGUAAUGGGUCGAUGAAAAGCAUACAAGUAAACCACCAGCCUCCCAUUAAGCUGGCUGGGCUGGUGGCCGGGGCCAAGUAUCGGUUGCGGGUGUAUUCCCAUGAGUACAACUCCAUCAGCAGCGACUAUGUCACGUUCGAGACAGGCAGAGCCUACAAGGAGCAGGAAGACAUUGCUACUCAGGGCUGGUUCAUUGGGCUGAUGUGUGCCAUCGCUCUAUUGGUUCUCAUCCUGCUCAUUGUUUGUUUCAUCAAGAGGAGUCGUGGAGGAAAAUAUGCAGUGAGAGACAAGAAAGACCUCCCCUUAGAUCCUGUUGACCAUAAAGACCAAGAUGGUUCAUUUGACUAUCACAGCGACGAAGACAACAAGCCAUUGCAAGGCAGCCAAACAUCCCUAGACGGGAACGUAAAAGAGAGCGACGACAGUCUGGUGGAUUAUGGUGAAGGAGGAGACGGCCAGUUCAACGAGGACGGCUCUUUCAUAGGCCAGUACACAGUUAAGAAGGACAAAGAGGAGACAGAAGGAAACGAGAGCUCAGAAGCCACGUCACCCGUUAAUGCCAUCUACUCUCUGGCAUAGCACCCUAACCUGAGCACGGCGCCCCCAGCGGGCCGGAGUGUGCCACUACACGCGUAAAAAUACAUAUAUAUACAUACAGAGAGAAUUACAAGUAUUCACAUACAAUGCACUGGAGUGCAUGAUCCUUCUAAACAAGGGAUGGGGAAAGGCAGGUGAGCCAAAAACGGUGUUCAGAAACCUUUCUUUAAGGUAUCCCCAUGCCCCACACAGACUUUAGUGUGCCUUUAGGGCGACGGGGCGGACUUUUGAGCUUUUCGUGUGGCUUAUGCUCUUCUUUUUUCAUUUUGUAAAUCUUUAAUCUGCCCCUUCCUCCUCCUCCUAACUGUAGCUAGCAUCAAAGAAACGGAGAUACAA
Messenger RNA from Sinocyclocheilus rhinocerous, 5335 nucleotides. It is a transcript of the gene nfasca, whose product is annotated as neurofascin homolog (chicken) a. Lineage: Eukaryota; Metazoa; Chordata; Actinopteri; Cypriniformes; Cyprinidae. Gene Ontology annotation, biological process: cell-cell adhesion; axon guidance; brain development. The record is from RefSeq and is a predicted model, not a curated record. Gene Ontology annotation, cellular component: plasma membrane; axon. Bases 863 to 4981 code for a protein of 1372 amino acids. The transcript has 35 exons. Gene Ontology annotation, molecular function: cell-cell adhesion mediator activity.